AUCUGGUGCAGUACUGAACGCGAACGAAAUUUCGAAUCAAUCGUUCGGCGACCGGCGCUCGGUAUUCGCCGUUACGUGUUCACCGUCGGAUUUACUGUCGGUUGAUUUUACAUUGUAACAAAAGAAUAAUAUAAAUAUGCAGUUUAUAACAUAAAAAGUGUAUAUUUGCAUUUUAUUAAAUAUUUAAUGCAAACAAAGUUUAUGAAAAGUGAUAAAAAGCUUUGUUUUAUAGUUCAAGUGCUACCGACCCUAUUCGACUGUUUAUGUUUAGUAAACUAGUAUCUCGAAGUUUGUUUUGCAAACAAAGAGUUUACCCUCAACCGAAUUAAAAAUAGUUAAUGUGCGUCAGCUCGUGGUGUGUCAAGUUGUGUCAGUUAUGUUAGUGGUAUAGACAGUUCCCAUUAAUGGCCAAAAUGUGGAAGUUGGUGUUGUGUUUAAUGGUGGCGGGUUGGAGCGGCGCGGCGGCCGAGAUCGGGCACAACAUGAACAACAUAACGCGCAGCAUGCUGCGGGAGGUGGCCGACGUGAUGGAGAUGGUGGAGGUGAACUACUCCACGCCCAUCAUCAACACCACGUACAUCGCCAGCGUGGAGUUCGAUAUGCGCGCCAUGGGCCCGCUCUACAACUCCACGCAUAUCGUCAUCGACGCCAUCGUCAACAAACAAGCGUAUCCUGAAGGCAUAGUGACGGUGGCGGACGGGCAUGUGUACAUCAAGCCGGUGCGCGAGGAGUGGCGCAAGCUGCUCGUGCACUACGCCGGGCCCACCGCGUUCGUCGUGGUCGCCGUGCUCGUUAUCGCUGUGCUGCCACUGGCCGGUCUGUUCUGGUGCUGCUGUUACUGGUGCCGCGUGGGGCGGCGAAGGCGUCCCUUCGACCGCAAGUACGACGCCUGCCUCAAAGGACUGUUGGCCAUUGUACUCAUCGCACUGCUCACUCUGUUUUUGUUCGGUGUGGUGUGCGCGUUCGCGACGGACUCGCAGGUGGAGAGCGGCACCGCGGAGGCGGCGGACUCGCUGCGCGCCGGGCUGCGCGACGCGCGCGAGUUCCUCAACGCCACGCAGGCGCACGCGCGCUGGCUGCUCGUCGUCAACUACAAGGAGCUCGAAACCAAGCUGAACGCCAUGCUAUACAGUAUCGGGGUGACGGCGUCGGUGAAGCUGGGCGAAUUCUCGCGUGCCGUGUCGGUGACCACGCUCAACAAGAUGGUGCAGCAGCUGGACGAGGUGCAGGCGGACCUGCGCACCGUGCAGUCACUCACCGCCUCGCUGCGCCACCGGGCGGAACAACUCAACUCCGGCCUUCGUAAAGUUAAGAACCAGCUGCUGCAGACUCUGGCGAAGUGCGACCAGCCCAAGUGCGUCGCUCUACAGAACAAGUACAAGAUCGGACAGCUCGACACAGAGAUACAGUACAGCCAGAUGCCGGACGUGUCGGAGCUGCUGAACAACGUCACGGUGCUGCUGGAGAGCGACAUCAAGAGCGAGGUGGCCGAGGGGCAGAAGGUGUUCCGCGACAUCCAGCGCGGCAUCCAGCGGUCCGUGGACCAGCACAUCCCGGGCGUGAGCGAGGCGCUGGGCGAGGCGGGCCAGCGCCUGGCGGGCCUGGCCGACCGCAUCACGUGGCUGGCCGGCAACGCCAGCGAGCGCCUGGACCGGCAGCGCGGCGCGGCCGACGCGCUGGCGACGCUGCACGCGCGCUACGCGCCGCCGCGCCGCCUGGCCGGCCUGGGCGCCGCCGCCGCGCUGCUGGCGCUCACGGCGCUGCUGGCCUGGGGGCUCAUGUGCGGCGUCUGCGGCAAGCGCCCCGACGUCUACGGCGCCAGCGACUGCUGCAACAAGGGCGCCGGCUCCAAGAGCCUGCUGUGUGGGUCCGGCAUGAUGUUCCUGCUGGGCGGCGGCGUGACGCUGGUCAUGCUGGUGUACUUCCUGGCCGGCGUGGUCGCUCAGCGCUUCCUCUGCGACCCGCUCACCGAGCCUCGCGACAACCGUCUGUUUGCGGACUUGGAGAAGCUGGUGGACCUGGAGAAGACGCUGUUCAACGAGCAGACCGACCCCGACUUCAACAUGACCUCAGUGCUCGUGCAGUGCCAUCGUAACCAAACCGUCUACGAGACGCUGCAGCUGCGGCGCGUGCUGGACGUGGCGGCGGCGGCGCGCGCGCUGCCGGGCUCGCUGCGCGCGCGCGUGGGCGCGCUGCGGCCGCGCCUGGCGCCCGCGCGCGCCGCGCCCGUGGCCAUCCUGCGCGCGCCCGCCCGCCACAAGCUGCGCCAGCUGGCCGACUCCGGCCUCUCCGACUUCGACUUCGACCGCAUCCGCACCGCCCUGGAGACCAACAUGACGUCGCUGGCGCUGGACUCGCUGGCGCGGCAGCUCAACAGCACGGCGGCGUCGCUGCAGCAGCCGCUGUUCGCGGGCGAGGCGCGCUCGCUGCGCCAGGCCGCGGCCGCGCUGGCCGCGCUGCUGCAGGACGUGCUGCAGCCCAUGCAGCAGGACUCCGCGCAGCUCAACACCACGGCCGCGCGCCUGCGCGACUCGCUGCGCUUCAACCACUCCUCGCUCAAGGAGGCCAUCGCCUACCUCAUGCACGAGACCACCGAGGCUGAGGUCUUCCUCAACACGCAGGGGCCCGACCGACUACAGAAUAUGACGCAGGAGUUCGCGGAGGUGAUCGCGGGCAAGCUGGAGGAGUACCUGGAGCGAGUGCUGCACGCCGCGCGCCACGAGGUGGGGCGCUGCGGGCCGCUGUCCAACGCCUUCAACGCCACGCGCGACGCCGCCUGCAACAAGAUCCUCAUGCCCACCAACGGCUACUGGAUGUCGCUGUGCUGGUGCGUGCUGCUGUUCGCGCCGCUGCUGCUGGUGUCGCAGCGCCUGGCGCGCCUGUACCUGCACGUGGACGCCUACCCCGGCCCGCUCGUCGAGGCUGAAUAUUUGUAUGACGCGUACGCGGACCGCGAUAACGUACCCCUUGCCAACGGCUCCAAGCGCAGCACGCUCGACAUCGAAGGCAAGAUCGCGGAGUGGCGCGAGCGCAGCGCCCCGUCCGCGCCGCCGCUGGAGGGCGCGGCCGGGGGCGCGGGCGCGGGCGGGGGCGCGGGCGGGGGCGCGCCCGCGGGCACGCGCCUGCUGCUGGCGGGCGCGGACGUCGUGUGCCAGCUCGUGGCGCCGCCGCCCGCGCUCAUCGACGACCUCAAGACCCGCCUGGACGCCAAGGACGAGGAUAACGAGUCCGGCAUACACGAGUCCGAGUAACUGCACGCACCCACCCCCGCUAACUAUUACCAGUCAAGACUCUUGUAAAAGUAAUGACAUCAUCACCAAUCAGUAUAAAAAUUACUAUCUAUGGUAUAAUUUAGGGUACCUAACCAAUUUUGAACAGACGAAACACCAUUAACUGGAAUGAAAUUACUUUCGCAUUUGUCUACCUGUUUGGAUUUCGAGUACAGAGGAAAGAAUCUGUGUACAGCGAAAAAGGUAUGUUCAACGGAACUCUGAUUUUCUAGACGGAGGCUAUAAAUAUGUGUUAAUCAUAUUUCCAGACGUUUGAUAUUAUUUUUAAAAUUAUAUUGUUUCGUCUGGAGUAAACUGUAAGAAUGUUUUUAGGUAAAGCAGUUGAAACGACCAAUUUUUUGUAGUUGUGAAAUUAAUUAAAUUUGUCUUCCGUCGUUACUGUGUUUGGCGAUAUAGUUUUUGACCAGAUGGACUUUUUAGCGACGGCACGUAGGCAAGGGUUGAACAUAGAAACAUGUAUAUUCCGGCACAGCAACAAUUUAAUAGAUACUGUGCUGUAUGUAUGCUAAUAAGUUAUUAAUUAACUAAAUGAUUUUCGAGACUUGUGUCUAGGCCACUACUACUUGAUACCUGGUUUCGUGAACCUGCUCACGUGUCGUCACAAAAUAAUCGAUCUGUGCAUUUAGUGUAUUUAACUUAGAGUUAUUCCUACCUAAAAGUAACGUUUACCAAAUAUGAAAAGUCGAACAGCAAUUCCAUUUUUAUGUAUAUUGUCCAGUAUUCUAACGUAAUCAUAUCAGUCCUGAAUAUCACUACGUCUAAUGUAUGACAUUAAAAAUAUUAAUGACGUCGUAUAUAGUAGCAUAGCUAAGCAUAAGCCUGAUCGUUACGAACGAGAUCGUCCAUUCGCUCACCUAUUAACCGCUCCUGCCUCGCUGUAUUGCAACAGUUUGAGACAAACAUUGGGAGGUCAACUCUACGAAUUAUCAUUAGAAAGGAAGGAAGGAAAGGUUCAAAAAUUUCACCUUUUACACAAAGUAUACUUUUACAGAAUGUUUUAUCAAUUGAAUCAAAUUAAUAUUGACCGCCUAUCGCGUAUGAGGCUACCCGACCAUACAAUUUUGACAACCGAUGUUUGCUCAAGCAUGUGACCCGUAUACUAUAUUGCAACGCUGGUACAAGUAUAACUGAUCUUACUAUUUUAUAUACGUUUUUAUAUAUUGUAGCGACGUGCAUAGGUCCAGUAGCGGGCGAGGGCCGCCGCGCUAGCCGGAGCACAUAGUUUUGAUACACGCAUACUGUAAGGUCGCGGCGCGCCCUCGCAUCCUAGCGUUUACGAUGUUACGUGUACAUGUGUAAGUCAGACGAUGUGCUUUAACUUUAUAUCGAAUGGUGUAGGGUCGAGCCGAGCUUUACGUAGACAACCUACUUACACCGUCUAAGCAAGAUAUUGACGAAUUCUUUGCCAGAUAUUAUUUAAACGCGCUUUUAAAAAGCAAGAAAGUUUAUAGCAUUUAUACAUACAGCUUUACCUCGAAUUUGUUGCAAAGUAUUAUUCCUAUUUCUGUGCAUUACACGAAUUCGCAGUGUUUGAUAAAUUAUACUUAUACAUAUACUUAAAUAAGAUUUUGACUAUUACAUUUUAAAUAUUUUCCAUUUGAUAUUAAUGUUGGCAGCAGAUAAUAUACCUGCAAUUAAUAUGAUCAUAGCAAAUGUAAAACAGAUCGUGCGCACUGCAGUGAAUUGACUUAGAUAUGAUUAUUGGCGACGAUAUUAAAGUUGUCCAGUUAAGAGCGGGCAGAAGACAAGCGGUGCGCACCAUCUCUACUGUUCGUGGAAUACACUCCACUAUCUGUCAAGUUUCUAAAUACUUUUUGACCGCGCCGCGCUUGCUUGUCUUCUGUUCGCAAUGAUGAUAUUAACCAUUUUGAUAUUUUGAUGUAUGGUAACAUUAGGUACGGCCAUAUUUAAGGAUGUACGCGUUUUAUCGACAUAUCGAUGUUUUUUACAUUUAUACCUACAUUGUAAGGUAACAAUUUUAGAUUAAGUGGUCUCAGAACACAGUUGUAGAGUUAAGUAGCGUUGAAUCAGACAAGACUGCGCUGUUAAGACUUAUGUAAGUGUAGAAGUCUUUAGCCUCGAUCAGAUUUAGGAAUCAAUUCACUACUUCUAAAACUUUGUUCUGUGAUAUGUUUUGGUAUUAGAUAUAAUGUAAGGUGUGCUAGUGGCGGGCGCGUGUGUGCGGGGUUACUCGGGCUCGUGGCGGCGGCUGUGACGUCACGCGGUAACACUCCCCUCUCUCUCCGCUACCCGCUACCGAUCUCGCUUUGUAUCUCCGCGCUCUAGUCAGCAGCGCGUAGUCCUGUAGCCCGAGGAUAGUGCCUGUUGUGUGUCGUGUGGUUCUCUUCUUGGUGGCGCUAUAGUCUGCUUUCAAAGUAGUUCAACAAUGUCCUUUAGUUUCUACUCCAUUUCUUUAAAAGGUGAAUUUUAUCUUUAAAAUGUUAAGACAAUGUUUGAUGUUGGUAUACCUAUAUUUGAAAUAAAAUAAGCAAUGAACAACGUUUUUAAGGAACCAGAAGUCAAUAUAAAAAAACAAUUCCAUCAAUGCAACCAAUUAUAAAACUCAGUCGGCUUAUGACUGAAGCAGCAGAACUGUGAAACUGUUAUUGUUUUACCAACUUAACUAGCAUCAAGCAUGUAUAAUUGUCGGUAUGUUCCUAAGCCAUAGGUACGCACUAGUUUAUAACUUUUACUAACCAUGCCUUGUAUCCCGAUUCUCUAAUGCUUUUUGACCAACUCUAAUUUGUAUGUGUAACUUUGUCCCCGCCGGCUCUGCAUGACCAAAGUUUGAAGACAGUUUGUUUUACACCUAGUUCCUAUAGAUUCACAGCUUGGCUUGUUAUUCAACUGAUAUUAACAUUUAUUUAAUCUACUAUCUCCCGAAUGUUUUGUGUUAUCAUCUUUGUUUUUCUUUAAUAAUGGAAUUUCAUAUAUUUUUAAUCUCA
Messenger RNA from Trichoplusia ni (cabbage looper), 6235 nucleotides. Its product is annotated as prominin-like protein. The transcript is spliced from 15 exons. Bases 405 to 3251 code for a protein of 948 amino acids. The record is from RefSeq and is a predicted model, not a curated record. Lineage: Eukaryota; Metazoa; Arthropoda; Insecta; Lepidoptera; Noctuidae. Gene Ontology annotation, cellular component: membrane.